GCGUGACACCUACCAGAAGAUUAUGCUCUACUAUGUUGAAACGGCUGUCAAGGGCACCUUCAAGCGAGCUUCUUCGAUUCAAGUCAACCAGCGAGCACGUCUUCAGAUUGAGGGCCUUGCGAUGCCGCUCAGUCUGGAUGGUGCCCCAGGACAUACACCAGCUUGCGGCGACAGCGCAGGCGAUGUACACGUGGAGGAUUUGACCAAGGACGAGGGCGUGGAGGAUCAGGCUGGGAAGCUCCGCAAGAAGCUGGGCAUUCCAGAGCUUGACCCAGACGCCCUACCUAGUGCAAACUUGAACAAAUACUUGCAAGCGCUUGCGAAGCGCAUCUCAACCACAGCUACGAUGGCGGACAAGUUUCGGGACGCACAGAAACAGACAGAUGUCCAGCAACGGCUUGGAAAAGCCCUCAGGGAUUCGGUGACUGACCUGGAGACAGUACACACGGAUCUUGCCAAGGAAUACUCGGCAGGUGUUGUGAAAGGCUUCACAAAGGAGGAUGAAUGCCGGCUGAAGACCUUGAUUGACAAUGCGCACGAAAAGGCAUCGAACAGCCUUUCUUUGGAAGCUCGAGCAAGGCCCUUUGUGCCGAAGGCUGGGAAGGAUAGUAAAAGUGCCAAGGCUCCCAAAAGGAAUGCUAAGUCCAAGGCAAAGCCCACCGGCAGGGGCAAAGCCAAAGCUGCCAAGGUGGAGUCGCCUGAGUCUGCUCCCAAGCGGAAGCGUGGUAAGUAG
This is a messenger RNA of Durusdinium trenchii, 733 nucleotides long. NCBI's taxonomy places the organism in Eukaryota, Dinophyceae, Suessiales, Symbiodiniaceae. The record is from the annotation of a GenBank genome assembly.